Molecule: messenger RNA, 357 nt
Organism: Dibothriocephalus latus
Lineage: Eukaryota; Metazoa; Platyhelminthes; Cestoda; Diphyllobothriidea; Diphyllobothriidae
Source: the annotation of a GenBank genome assembly
AUGGUUUCUAAGACCACUGCUGGUGACUGGCGCCCUUGUGGUAACUACAGGGCUUUGGACAAUGUCACCACCCCUCUUUGUCUCUUUGAGUUCCUGCGGAUGUCUUUUAGACUACACAGCGCCUCAAAACCUUUCAAAGCUUCGUCGAUAAAGGUGCUCCGUGACCUACCCGUCGCCUUUGCCUCCAUUUACGACUUCUUGGUGGCAAGCUCUGCCGCAGAGGAACACAUGGAACAUCUCACAAUGGUGUCUGACCACCUUCAACAGAUUGCUGUUGUCCUCAACCCGUCCAAGAGUGUCUUCGGUGUGUCUUUCCUCGAGAUUUUUGGGCACCUGGUUGACACUAAUUGCAUAUGA